GGAGAGGUCGGACAGCGCCAGGGCCACGCACCAUAAGGGAGGAGUCAUUGCUGCUCACCUCCGGCCGCUCGCAGCUCCGAGUCCGAGUCUGGGGGGCGGUGUGGGCCGGGAUUCCCGCUGCAGGAUCGUGGGCACUCCGUCGCGGCGGGCCGUUGCAGUUACAGUUCUUGGAAACGGAGCUGCUGGCGGGUUGCUAGGAGCGUCAGUGUUUGGAGUGGGCGGAGCAAAGCGCCACGCACGUCGCCAGGCGCAGGAAUCGAGCGCCGAGAGAGCGAGUCCGUGCCGGCGGCGCCGGGUCUGCCUGACGGCGCCGCGCAGCCAGACUGGACCGGGUGCCGAGCGGAGCCGCCGCCAUGGGUCUGGGCGUCAGCGCCCAACAGCCCGCGGGCGGCGCCGAGGGCUUCCACCUGCACGGGGUGCAGGAGAAUUCCCCGGCCCAGCAGGCGGGCCUGGAACCGUACUUUGACUUCAUCACCACCAUUGGGCACUCCAGGCUGAACAAGGAGAAUGACACGCUGAAGGCACUACUGAAAGCCAAUGUGGAGAAGCCUGUGAAGUUAGAGGUGUACAAUAUGAAGACCAUGAAGGUGCGCGAGGUGGAGGUGGUGCCCAGCAACAUGUGGGGUGGCCAGGGCCUCCUGGGAGCCAGCGUGCGCUUCUGCAGCUUCCGCAGGGCCAGCGAGCAAGUCUGGCAUGUGCUGGAUGUGGAACCAUCUUCACCUGCUGCUCUUGCUGGCCUGCGCCCCUACACAGACUAUGUGGUUGGCUCAGACCAGAUCCUCCAGGAGUCUGAGGACUUCUUUACGCUCAUCGAGUCUCAUGAGGGGAAGCCCUUGAAGCUGAUGGUGUAUAAUUCCGAGUCUGACUCGUGCCGGGAGGUGACUGUAACUCCCAACGCAGCCUGGGGUGGAGAGGGCAGUCUGGGAUGUGGCAUUGGCUACGGCUAUCUACACCGGAUCCCAACUCAGCCCCCCAGCUACCACAAGAAACCACCUGGUGCCCCACCACCUUCUGCUCCAUCACCUGGUACCCCACCAACUGAUGCCUCACUGCAUGGUGCCCCACCACCUGGACCCGCCCCGGAGGACCCUCCUCCCGUGGAGACAGGUUCCAGGCAGAGUGACUACAUGGAGGCCCUGCUGCAGGCACCUGGCUCCUCCAUGGAGGAACCCCCUUCUGGGCCUGAGAGUCCCAGCCACACUGCUCCAGAUUCUGGUGGACUUCCCCGUUCUAUGGAGACUCCUCUUCAGCCCCCACCUCCAGUGCAGCGAGUCAUGGACCCAGAACUGUACCCCCCUCGCCUAGGCUUCCUGGACGUGUCGGGAAUUUCCCUCUUGGACAGCAGCAAUGCCAGUGUGUGGCCCAGCCUGCCUUCUUCCACAGAACUGAUUUCCACAGCUGUCUCAACCUCAGGGCUCGAGGACAUCUGCUCCAGCAGCAGUUCUCAUGAGCGGGGUGGUGAGGCUACAUGGUCUGGAUCGGAGUUUGAGGUCUCCUUCCUGGACAGCCCAGCUCCCCAAGCCCAGGCGGACCACCUGCCUCAGCUGACUCUUCCCGACAGUCUCACCUCUGCAGCCUCACCAGAAGAUGGGCUGUCCGCCGAGCUGCUUGAAGCUCAGGCUGAGGAGGAACCAGCAAGCACAGAGAGCCCAGAUUUGGGGAUGGAGGAUGAGGGGCUGGCCAGCCAGGCCCAGAUCUCUACCGCAGAGAAACACCCUGAGCUGUGACAAGGCCCUGAUGACGUAUCAUGAGGCCAGAUGUGGGCAGGCAGCCCAGGCUGCACGAGGCAGUCAGCCCCAUGCCGACCCUAGCCCUGUGUGUUCAGCUUUCUGGGCUACAGCUCCAGGUGAUGUGCAGGGACUUCCACUGGCAGGGGCUUCUGUGUCCUCACACUCUACUUAUAGUGUCCAGGAGGUGACCUCCAGCAUUUACCCUGCCUGACAGUCCUGGCUUUGGGGGUUUCAAACAAGUCUUUUUGGGGUAGUUGAGGGCUGGGAGCAGCACCUCAAAUUGUUUUAUAGGAGCUGCGGUAGGAGAGGAAGGAUUCUUUGCUGUUUGGGUGGGGCAUGAGGCCUCACUGGAUGGUGAGAGGGGGCCAUGGGCCUUGUGGGAGGACAUCUUUUGGCUGUGUACCCACAGGGCUUGGUCCUGCUCUGUUCACUGGGGCUGCCUAGGAGGCAGCAGGGUCUGGUCAUAAUCAGUGUGAAGAUGAGGAAGGGACUGCUGUCCAGUGUCGGCCUGGUCACUUUGAUUCUUCCUGCACAGCUCAGCCCACCCCAUCUGUACUGGAAGGGACCCUGGAGCCCUGGGACCACCCCCUUUCAAGUUCCAAUCACUGAGUCCUCUGUCAGGUGUCCUUGUCCCUAGGCUACACUGCCACAGUUGGCUCAGGCUGGCCACCAUGCUAAUCACAGUAGGGAGAGAGGUAGUAUACUAGCCCCCAUCUCCUGGAGGGAGGUAGGUUGGAAAUUCUAGGCCCUUCAGCAGAUACCCAUUUGUGCCCAGACUGCAGUAUUUCUUCUUCCUCAGGGACUGCAUGCCACAGAACUGUAUCCCCAGUGGCAACUUCUGUUAGCUCCGGAACUUCAACAGUGAUCUUUUCUAAACACACAAGGCACCUACCCAGCCCCAACCGUGAAUAAAAGUUGCAAGUUUAAGUUCACCACCCUAAGCAGUUUCUCAAAGCCAGUCCACCUGUGAGGUCUAUUCACACACAGUCCCCAACCCCAAGGGGGAAUUAGGGGCACAGGUAAGAGUAGGUAAAGACCCUUCUGUUCUUUCCUAUUGUAGGGGAGGAAGCUGUUCUCCCCACCCCAGGUGCCCUUGGAGGUUAUGGCUAGGUUGGGCCCUGUACUCCAUCCGGGGACAGCCCCUCAUCACCUGAAGUCCUCUGCUGUGUUGACUGGACCCUCACUUCCCACACUGAUCCUAUGAAAGCUGCCUCUGGCCUUGUCUUCUAGCCUGGGCCUAGUUGAAAGUCUCACCUUUACAGGAUUAUCUGUAAUGCUGGUGUUUGUGCAGGGGACUCGCAAGCUCUUGUUAGGUGUGCAGGACAAGGACUGUCUGCUCUGGGGGACACAGACCAACUAUAUGGACGGAGGGCCCCAAAUCAGCAAACACUUAAGUUUGAAGCAAACCCUUCAUUUAAAGCAAACCCUUGUCAAGCCUACCAGAGCAGUGGGAACGUGUUCAGAGUAAGGCAUUGUGUCCUGGAUUGUCUGUGAAAGUUCGCAGGAAUGCAGGAAGUAAAACAGCAUCGCCACAGGACUGUUCUGGGGCCAGCUUCCCUUAACGCUGUAGCCCGGCAGUCUGACCCAAAGUUGCCCUCACCCGAAGGUUCUGGCUCUUCCUCACUCUUACUUCCCCUUCCCCCAUAAGCUGGAGGAUAAAAUGGGUAUCAAUGCUAAUUAUUUCCAGGAAGAACAUGAAACCAGAGGUUUCUUUUUCUGUAAUCUAUUAAAGAAAAUGACAAAUGAAAAUAAAUGUGUACUACACUUUGAAA
Molecule: messenger RNA, 3502 nt
Organism: Callithrix jacchus (white-tufted-ear marmoset)
Lineage: Eukaryota; Metazoa; Chordata; Mammalia; Primates; Cebidae
Gene: GORASP1
Product: golgi reassembly stacking protein 1
Biological process (GO): Golgi organization
Cellular component (GO): Golgi apparatus
Molecular function (GO): protein binding
Source: RefSeq, a predicted model, not a curated record